CUGGAACGGACGUGGGCUUGACUGAGCUGGUGGCUGUCGGUCGGUGUUCAGUUCAUAUUCAAUAACUGAAGGAUCUUUUAGUCUGCCUUGACCCACCGAGGAAUAUAAAGUGCUUUGCUUCAGACUUACAGGUCCGGUUCUGUGUCUCAUCCAUGAGCCGGUCAAACGGGACACUGGAGCUCAGCUGUGACAACUGGAGCACAGCUGUGACAACUGGAGCACAGCUGUGACAACUGGAUCACAGCUGUGACAACUGGAUCACAGCUGUGACAACUGGAGCUCAGCUGUGACAACUGGAGCACAGCUGUGACAACUGGAGCUCAGCUGUGACAACUGGAGCACAUGAUCAGAUCCCUUGGAGUCAUGUGUUGUUCAUCAAAAUGGAAUUAUGAGAUUCUACAAUGGCGUCACCGUGACGUCACCCGGUGGGUCUGUGAACUGCUGAGAUGUCUUCAGGAGAAACCCAACAAAGUCCAGUCCACAGUUCACAGAGUCAUGAGCAUCGUGUUGUAUUUGAGAGGACUUGAACCGUACACUCCUCAGGAACAUGUUGACUGACGUCAUGAAUCAAGAGAGAAGUUUAAACAUCCAGGUUAGGUUUCACUUCGGCACCGAUGCAGAAGAUCAGUGAGGCCUUCAUCUUGGAUGAUGACAUGGUGGAUGGAGACCUGGGUGAUGGGAAGGACAUCCGAGCGGCGCGCAGAUCCACCGGUAAGAAGAGCCAAAGCUUCGGCCGUCUCUCGGAGGUCCUGCUGCCCCGGGCGGAGCUGCUCCGGCGCAGCAGCCAGGCAGGAGAGACGGCCUGGAUCCUCGGGCAGAAGACUGCAAAGACACAUCCGGGGGCCGGCUGGAGGGUGUCGCGCUGUGGCUCCCUGGAUGACCCGUCCAAAGACGAGCUGAAAGGCAGACUACAGGAAGCAAGUGAGGUGAUCGACGUCCUGUGCAGUGAGCUGGACGUGGCACAUCGGUACCUGGAAGGCAAAUAUCAAGCUCUGAAGAUAUUGGAGGGAAAGGCCAUCCUGGACAAGGCCACGAGUCACACUAAGAGUCUGCUGCAGAAAAGCGACCAGAGGGCCAAAGCUCUGGAGAAGGAGGUGAACAGUCUGCAGUGGGAGCUCAGCUUCAGCCAGGUCCAGAUGAAGAAGUCAGAACAGUCGUGGGAGCAGAAAUACAACGGAAUCCUGAGUGAGAACAAGACGCUGACUGACGACCUGCAGGAGAGAGAGAGCGAGGUCCAGCUGCUGCGAGCAGAAAAUACUGCUGUGAGUCGACAGUGCUUGGAGCUUCUGUCCAUGUUGAAUGUGAGGGAGCAGAGAGUUUACCUCGGAACCAGACCUCAGUACAGCCCAGAGAGAGAUGCAAGCGUUCUGGAGGAGUCGAUGAAGGCGUGUUUCCUCUCCGUGCAGCUGGCGGUGCUGGGGGCCUGUCGGUGUGUCGGCGCGGCGGAAGCUUGUCCGUGCAGUCGCACCGCUGCUACCAGCAGGAAGCAGCUCGUCCAGCUGCAACAGGAGCUCGAUGCUCAACGUUCCAGGAGGGAGGAGGCGUUGAUGGUUGCAGAUGCUUUCCGCAUUGCCUUCGAGCAGCAGUUGAGGAAACGGAGCGACCACUUCCUGCUGCAGGCGGAGACCAACAUCCUGAAAUCCAACCACUGCAAAGCCGAAGGCGUCAACAGGAGUCCUUUAAUGAGCGUGAGCCAGAGGCUGAGACGACUGCUGCCUUCCAGUGUGGAGCUGGAGACGCCUGACGAUCUGCUGGAGAGUCUCUACAGACUGCUGGACUUGCUGAACGACAAGGACGAGGCCCUGGCCCACCAGAGGAAGGUGAGCCUCAUGUUGGCCCACAGCGCCGACGAGCUGCAGAGACAGUUGCACCUGGAUUCACCCUGUCAGGCCUCAGAUCCAUCAGAGUCCAGCGUCCCGUCGCAGCAACCACGAGACCCCUCGAGGGAUCAGAGCCGCUCUCAGCAAAGAGCCGAGUCACCAGAGUCCAACAGACGAGAAGAGCAACAAGUAGCAACUAAAGAUGAAAAAUGUGUUUUGUCACAUUAGUUAAGUGAUGAGAGCGCGACAGGCUGCGUCUGUCUGUCUGUCUGUCUGUCUGUCUGUCUGUCUGUCUGUCUGUCUCUGUCUGUCUCUCUGUCUGUCUCUGUCUCUGUCUCUCUGUCUCUCUCUCCCUGUCUGUCUCUCUGUCUC
Molecule: messenger RNA, 2192 nt
Organism: Scophthalmus maximus (turbot)
Lineage: Eukaryota; Metazoa; Chordata; Actinopteri; Pleuronectiformes; Scophthalmidae
Gene: ccdc125
Product: coiled-coil domain containing 125
Exons: 14
Coding region: 615-2048 (477 amino acids)
Biological process (GO): negative regulation of cell motility; negative regulation of Rho protein signal transduction
Cellular component (GO): cytoplasm
Source: RefSeq, a predicted model, not a curated record